UUCACACUCGGGGAGAAUCUCAAAGAAGUUCUUGCUUCAACAGUGUUUGAACGGAACUUCCUCCGCGUCGUCUAUCUCGAACAUUUUGCCUUCCAGCUGCUUCAACCCUGCUGUACUUGAACGCUGCCUAAAGGAAGUUUAUUUUUCUACCGCCUUUGUUAAUAAAAGCGAGGAAAAACCAACCAGCUAAGAUGGAGUCCCAGGUGCGCCAGAACUACCACCGCGACUGUGAGGCCGCCAUCAACAGGAUGGUCAACAUGGAGCUGUUUGCUUCUUACACCUACACCUCUAUGGCCUUCUACUUCGACCGUGACGAUGUGGCCCUUCCAGGUUUCUCCCAUUUCUUCAAGGAGAACAGCCACGAGGAGAAGGAGCACGCGGACAAACUGCUGUCCUUCCAGAACAAGAGAGGAGGACGCAUCUUCCUGCAGGACGUCAAGAAACCAGAGCGUGAUGAGUGGGGCAGUGGGCUGGAAGCCAUGCAGUGCGCCCUGCAGCUGGAGAAGAACGUCAACCAGGCUCUGCUGGACCUGCACAAGGUGGCCUCUGACCACAAAGACCCUCAUCUGUGUGACUUCCUGGAGACCCACUACCUGAACGAACAGGUAGAGUCCAUCAAGAAGAUUGGUGACCACAUCACCAACCUCACCCGCAUGGAUGCUCACACCAACAAGAUGGCAGAGUACCUGUUUGACAAGCACACCCUGGGCAGCCAAAGCUAAAGGAACAACUGGAGGAACCUUCCAGAUGCAGGCCUCAAACCGUCCUGCUCCACCUGCUGAAAAAUGUCUUGAAUCCGUUGGCUUUUGUCAUGUGACUCUUGCCCAUCUUGAUGGGUUUGUCUGAAGUGUCUUUGAACCUGAAUAAACAUUUUGAGCUGGA
Molecule: messenger RNA, 882 nt
Organism: Oryzias latipes (Japanese medaka)
Lineage: Eukaryota; Metazoa; Chordata; Actinopteri; Beloniformes; Adrianichthyidae
Product: ferritin, middle subunit
Biological process (GO): intracellular iron ion homeostasis; iron ion transport
Cellular component (GO): cytoplasm
Molecular function (GO): ferric iron binding; ferrous iron binding
Source: RefSeq, a predicted model, not a curated record